AUGGGUGGUGCAACACACAGAAAUCCUCCCGCUGCUGCCAUGCCAGAUAAGAAGAACAAAGGGACCGGGUCAACUACAAUGACCAAGGUCACUGAUGGCGCAACAGAUGAAUUCGAGUUUGGUGGUUCAUUUGGUGCUGCUUCGUUGAUGAUAGGCUUCCCCUUGCUGAUGUGGUACAUGUGGAUAGGUGCAACAUACUACGAUGGCCAACUUCCGAUCCCUGCACCUGACCAGACUUGGACUGAGUUUGUCUGCCACAUAUGUCAACUCGUCUAUGAUGGAGCUUAUCCAACCGCCAAAUCCUGGGCUAUCUACUGGAUAUUUUUCUUCUUACAGGCCCUUAUGUACUGCUACAUGCCCGGUGUAUCUAACUACGGUCGACCACUCCGUCACGAAGGAGGCAAGAGACUUCCCUACUACUGCUCCGCCUACAUCAGCUUCUAUUCCACGCUCGCUAUCGCCGCCGUCCUGCAUGUCACCCGUAUAUUCCCUUUAUACACGCUGAUUGACGAGUUCGGCUCUAUUAUGACCGUCGCUAUCCUAUCUGGCUUUCUGAGCAGCUUCAUCGUUUACAUCCAAGCUAUUGUGCGCGGACGAACACAUAGACUUACAGGAUAUCCCAUAUACGACUUCUUCAUGGGCGCCGAGCUGAAUCCUCGUAUCGGCAUCUUGGACUUUAAAAUGUUCUACGAGGUGAGGAUCCCGUGGUUCAUCCUGUUCCUCAUUACCUGCUCCGUGGCUGCUCGCCAGUACGACAUGUACGGUUAUGUUUCCGCCGAGGUGGCCUUCUUGGCCGCCGCGCAUUACUUAUACACCAACGCAUGUGCUAAAGCGGAGCAGAUGAUCAUUACAAGCUGGGAUAUGUAUUUUGAAAAACUGGGCUUCAUGCUCACUUUCUGGAAUAUGGCCGGCGUGCCAUUCACUUAUUGCCACUGUGCUCUAUACCUGGCCACACAUGACCCGUCCGAAUAUCACUGGAAUCCAUACGCUUUAACCGUGCUCAGUGUUUUUUACCUUUUCUUCUACUGGAUGUGGGAUAGUGCCAAUGGCCAGAAGAACGCAUUCCGCCACAAGGAAAAGGGCCAGCUUGUCAAACGGAACACCUUCCCCCAAGUGCCGUGGCAAGCUAUCGAGAACCCCAAGGUUAUCGAAACGAGUACGGGCGAUAGUAUUAUGGUCGAUGGAUGGUUUGCAAUUAUCCGAAAGCCUAACUACGUCCCGGAUAUGUUCUUUUCUAUGUCAUGGGGCCUAAUCACCGGGUUUAAGUAG
This is a messenger RNA of Aspergillus tanneri, 1269 nucleotides long. RefSeq names its product C-24(28) sterol reductase. The coding region runs from base 1 to 1269 and encodes 422 amino acids. The record is from RefSeq and is a predicted model, not a curated record. Gene Ontology annotation, molecular function: Delta24(24-1) sterol reductase activity. Lineage: Eukaryota; Fungi; Ascomycota; Eurotiomycetes; Eurotiales; Aspergillaceae. Gene Ontology annotation, biological process: ergosterol biosynthetic process. Gene Ontology annotation, cellular component: endoplasmic reticulum membrane. The transcript is spliced from 2 exons.